Messenger RNA from Cuscuta epithymum, 2830 nucleotides. The record is from the annotation of a GenBank genome assembly. NCBI's taxonomy places the organism in Eukaryota, Viridiplantae, Streptophyta, Magnoliopsida, Solanales, Convolvulaceae.
AUUUAUCCAAAGUGCGGUAAACUUAUAUCCAACUGGUGUUAUUGCAUGUCCUUGUAGAAAGUGCAAGAACAAAAAAUGGAUGACAUGGGAUAUUGUUAAGCAACAUUUAUUUGAAAAGGGUUUUGUGGAAGAUUAUUAUGUAUGGGAGGCACAUGGGGAGCCACAUAAUUCAAAUGGAUUAGUUUAUUUGAAUGAAAGUAGCUCAUCUCAUGUCAACACAUCUGAAGGGCAAUAUGAUCCGUACAAAUCAAUGUUUGAAGAUGCAAUAAGGAAUGAACUCCCAAUGGGAUUUGAUCACGGUGAGGCUGCAGAUGAACCUUGUCCUAUCACAACACAAAUGUAUGAAAUGUUGGAUACAAUGAGCCAACCGUGUUUCGAUGGCUGUCCGAUGACGCAAUUGAGUGCAAUGACAGAAAUGCUGAAUAUAAAGACUGAGAUGCAUUUAUCAGAGGCUGCAAUGGAUAGAAUUUCUCAAUUCGUAAAUAGGUUUUUCCCAUCAAGCAUCCCAAACAAUCCAAUUCCAAAUUUCAACAAAAUCAAAAGAAAACUAUCUGUGUUAGGAAUGAGCCAUCAAUCCAUCGACUGUUGCCCGAACGGGUGCAUGUUAUAUUGGAGAGCAGAUAGUGAGUUAUUGGAAUGUAAAUUUUGCUCAACUGCAAGGUACGACAUUAGCAACCAGUCAAAUAAAUGUAUUCCACUUGCAAAAAUGGAGUAUUUUCCUCUUACUCCUAGGCUGCAACGACUCUAUGCUUCAGCUGCUACAGCAGAUGAUAUGAGGUGGCAUAAAUUUCACCACAGUGAGGAAGGAGUAAUGCGCCACCCGUCGGAUGCAAAGGAGUGGAUUCAUGUUGAUAAUGUUUAUCUAGAGUUUGCUGCAGAUCCGAGAAAUGUGAGACUUGGUCUAUGCACAGAUGGGUUCCAACCUUUUGGUCAAUUUGGACAACAAUAUUCAUGUUGGCCUGUGAUUGUGACACCGUAUAAUUUGCCUCCAGGUAUGUGUAUGAAACAACAAUUCUUAUUUUUAACUAUAUUAGUUCCAGGACCAAGGAAUCCAGCGAAAGGGAUCGAUGUGUACCUGCAACCACUGGUGGAGGAGCUUAAGGAAUUGUGGGAGGUUGGUGUCACAACAUAUGACGCAGUUUCACAGCAUAACUUUAAUAUGAGAGCGAUUUUGCUAUGGACGAUUAGUGAUCUUCCAGCAUAUGCGAUGUUAUCAGGAUGGACCACAAAGGGAAAGUUUGCAUGUCCAUAUUGUACUGAGUUUACUGAAGCAUUCUGGCUACCCCACAGUAAAAAGCAUAGUUGGUUUGAUAAUCACAGGAAGUUUUUACCAGGUGACCAUCCAUUUCGGUUUGAUGAGAAUAACUUUACUAAAGGUAAAUCAAUCUUGUAUGGUCCUCCGAUUCACAGGGAUGGGUUGUACUGCUAUGAUGAGGUAAAUGGUUUUAUGUCAGUUACUGAAUUGGGUGGUAUGGAGCAUAAUGCAAUUGUUGGAAAAAAUAUUGGAUGGAAGAAGCGUAGCAUCUUUUGGGAUCUCCCGUACUGGAAGGAUUUGCUCAUAAGACACAACCUUGAUGUCAUGCACAUAGAGAAGAAUUUCUUUGAAAAUAUCUUUUAUACAAUUUUGGGAGUACCAGGAAAAUCGAAGGAUCAUACGCAAGGGAGAAUAGAUAUGGAACAAAUUUGUCAUAGGCCGAGCAUGGAGAGAGACUCUCGGGGGAAAUACCCUAAAGCUCCUUUCACCCUUUCAAAUGAACAAAAAGGUGUCUUGAUCAACUGGAUUGAUUCAUUAAAGUUCCCAGAUGGUUUUGCAUCUCGAUUAGGGCGUUGUGUGCAAAUGGACAAACUUAAGGUAUUUGGUAUGAAGAGCCAUGAUUGUCAUGUCUUCAUGCAACGCCUACUCCCGGUUGCUUUUAGAGAGAUGCUACCUGAUUGGAUUUGGGAGGCCAUUACGGAGAUUAGCUUAUUCUUUCGUGAGCUAACAAGAAAGACUAUAUUGGUCCGUGACAUUGAGAAGCUAAAGGAAGAUAUCCCCGUGAUCAUGUGCAAGUUGGAGAAGAUUUUUCCACCCUCAUUCUUUGAUCCUACAGAACACCUUGUUGUGCACUUACCAGAUGAAGCUUUGCUUGGGGGGCCUCCACAAUAUCGAUGGAUGUAUCGUUUUGAAAGGUAGAUGUUAAAACUUAUUAUAUAGUCAUAUGUUUUUUUACUUGAUAUCUUCUCUGUAUCGUUCCAAUUUUAUCGGAUGUCCCCGAAGGGACUUUUUACUUGAUAUCUUAUUUCUUACAAUCUUUGUAGUUUCUUGGGAUCGGUGCUAAAGACAAAAGUUGGAAAUAAAGCUAGGGUUGAAGCAUCUAUUAGGGAAGGUUAUUUGCAAAGUGAAAUGGGAACAUUUGCAAGCUAUUACUUUCCGGAGGAUGUAACCACAAAAGCACAUCGUAUCCCCAGGUUUGAUGAUGGGUGCAUGAUUAACACUGAUUUUAGUGUUUCAGUUUUUGCACAGAAGGCAAAAACGAUUGGUGCAAGUACGAGGCGGUAUAUGGAUCAAAAUGAAUCCAAUGCUGUCCACUCAUAUGUAUUGCGAAACUGUCCGGAGAUUGAAUCAUUCAGAGAAAUGUUCCUCAACACAACAAGGUCAACAAGUUCCUUUGAUGCCUUGUUACAAACAGAAUUCCCUCUUUGGUUUUAUCACCAUGUGCAAAAUGACAUGACCGAUCAUCCUCGGUGGGUUCGUGCUUUAUCUGGAUUUCCUUCUCCCUAUGUGACAACCUACCAGGCACUCAAUAUAAAUGGUUAUAAAUUCAACACUAUUACAAGAUCUGAAGUUAGA